AUGAGCGCGAAAUCGGAGUUCGAGGGAAAAAGUGAAUUUUUUUAAUAACAUGGGGCUUAAAAGGAAAACUGCUAUUACGUGGUCUGUCCUCGAAUUAACGGGGCUUCUCGAAGACGAAGAUUCGCGUGUGUAUUUCGAAAGAACCAAAAGACAUCUCGGUUUGCAUCCAUUUCAUCUAACAGACCUAAAUGCGGCAUUGCACGAAAUUUUAAGCUCGAGCUUAAAUAAAUAUGAUCCCGAAUUGAAGGGAAUUUUACUUUCCUAUCAAAAUCCUAAACUACUUAAUUGCCUUGGAGAUAUAUUUUAUGAUACCUGUUACGUACAUGUGGACAUUGAAGCAGAUUUCUAUGUCUUCAGACCAGAUGUUCCAUGUAACCUAAGAGGUAUUGUUAAUAAAAAAAGUGAUGGUCAUGUAGGGGUUUUGGUACACAAAGCGUUCAACGUGUCUAUUCCUAAGCCAGAGGAUGAUAAUGAUUGGCCAGGUAAUAAGGUGAGCGUAGGACAGGAGGUGAAAUUCACUGUGUCUUUCUUGGAUUUUAAAGGGAGAUUACCCUAUAUUCGUGGUGUUUUUGAUCCUGAUGAAUAUUUACAAGGAUGUAGGAUAUUUGACCCAACUGUAAAUAUCAUUCCUGAAAUCAAAGAUGGACCUACAAAGAAGAAAUCUCAAGAUGUUGCAGUUCCAAGACAAAAUAAACGUGUUGUGUUCAGUAGCGAUGAUGAGCAAGAGGAAGCGCAGGAACAAGUUUCCCCUAAAAAGAAUUUAAAAGCCCCAAGAAAUAAGAUAAAACAGAUAAUGGACUCUGAAGAGGAGAUUGAUUCUCCAAAAAAGCAAACCAGCAAGUCUUUGGCCUCUGAAUUGAAAACAAAUGACUCAAAAAGCAAGUCGAAAAAAUCAAAAAAAGAAACUACACCAAGCUGGGAAGUAAAAAAGGAAGAAGAAGAGACAAAAACACCCACUAAAAAAUUAUCGAAAAAAUUGUUAUCCAAAGUUUUUGAAAGCAGUUCAUCCGAGGGGGAAAAAGAGUCGCGUCAGACUCAACUUAAAAAGACUAUUAAAAAAUCCAAGAUGUCGAAGCAUCAACUGAGCGACAGUGAAUCUGAAGUAGAGAUGACACCAUUAUCUAAAAAACAAUCGAAGAAAUCAAAAACUAUAAAAUUAGAAGCAGCAGAAAUGAGCAAUGUCGAGAGGAAACCUACAAUUUUGACACCUGUGAUUAGUCAAGAUAGUGAUGCAGGUGAACAUGAAGAGCCAUUGUCAAGAUCACCUAAAAAACAGAUGAAGAAAUCAACAUCGGAUGAUACCGUAAUGUCGUCUAGAGCUCUUAAAUAUGAAAGGAAGCAGGAUAGCGAUAUAGAAGAAGAUGAUUUACUAGCUCUGAAAUCAGUAUCUAAGAAACAAUCGAUAAAAUCUAAAAGAAAAAAUUCAGAAACAGAAGUAUCAAGUGAAAACAAAAGGAAACCCAACAUUUACAAUUCCUUAAACAGCCAGGAUAGCGAGAGUGAAGAAGAAAAGUCAGUAAGAAUACCAUCACCUAAAAAAUCAUUGCAAAGAUCUAUAAACGCGGAUUCUAAUGUAUCCCCUACAAAACAAAUGAAGAAAUCGAAAAUUAGCAAUGAAACUACAUUUUCUGCAAGCGAGACAGAAGAAGAAAAGACGGUACAACUACCAUCCCCUAAGAAAUCAUUGAAAAAAUCCAAAAACCUAAAUUUGGAUAUGUUCACUGCAAGUGAUACUGAAACUAAACACAAAACCUUCAAAUUUUUAACAAGUAGAGAAAGUGAUACCGAAAGGGAUGUAAUGCCACCACCACCACAAUCAUCCCCCAAAAAACAAUUGAAAAAAUCUAAAAAUGCAAAUUCAGAUACGUCUAUUUCAAGCGAUACUGAAACUAAGCAUAAAACAUUUAAGUUUUUAACAAGUAGGGAAAGUGACACGGAAAAGGAUGAAAUCCCACCACCACCACAAUCAUCCCCCAAAAAACAAUUGAAAAAAUCUAAAAAUGCAAAUUCAGAUACGUCUAUUUCAAGCGAUACUGAAACUAAGCAUAAAACAUUUAAGUUUUUAACAAGUAGGGAAAGUGACACGGAAAAGGAUGAAAUCCCACCACCACCACAAUCAUCCCCCAAAAAACAAUUGAAAAAAUCUAAAAAUGCAAAUUCAGAUACGUCUAUUUCAAGCAAUACUGAAACUAAGCAUAGAACAUUUAAGUUUUUAACAAGUAGGGAAAGUGACACGGAAAAGGAUGAAAUCCCACCACCACCACAAUCAUCCCCCAAAAAACAAUUGAAAAAAUCUAAAAAUGCAAAUUCAGAUACGUCUAUUUCAAGCAAUACUGAAACUAAGCAUAGAACAUUUAAGUUUUUAACAGGUAGGGAAAGUGACACGGAAAGGGAUGAAAUCCCACCACCACCACCACCACCACAAUCAUCCCCCAAAAAACAAUUGACAAAAUCUAAAGUUAUAAACAGGUCAACAUCAAGCGAAUCAGAAGCGGAUGAAGUGCUUCGUCCAAAAUCAUCUUCCAAGAAAUCAUUACAGAAACCCAAAAAUAAAAAUUCGGAUACGUCUGCUGCACGCGAUUCAAGCAAUAUGAAAACAAAAUCCAAAAACUUGCCAUCCUUGACGGAGUCUAAUUAUAGUGUGUUAACAGCAACACCGCAAUCAAAAUCAACAAAAAAAUCCACUAAAACACCAAAAACAUCUCUUAGUCAGGACAGCGAGUCAGAACGAGAAGAAGUUCCCGAAAAAAAAAUGUCACCACAGUCACAAUCUCAAGAAUUAAAUUCCGAAACAGCCAAGGAGACAGACACAAAAUCCAAGAAAGUAAAAAAACUAAGUAAUAAAACAACGAGCGAUGUGAAGGAAAAACAAAACAUAACGGAUUCAUCAAUUUCGAAAAAGCUCUUAGCGUCAUCGAAAUCCGCCAAAUCAUCGAACAGAUCAAUUACUGAAACCAAAGAACAAAAACAAGUCGAAUCGGCUAAAAAGGACAUAGAAGAAGUGGACGGAUUAAAAGGUACCAAGAGAAAAAAGAAACGAUCAAUAAACGAAGACUUGAGUUCAGUAAAGAAAGAACCGGAAGUGGAAGAAUCACUAAAGCAAUUGCCGAAAGUAAAGAAAAUCAAAACAGAACAUCCUGACGCAUCGAAAAACGAGAGUCCAGUUAACAGAUCAAAAAUGUCUUUCUUCAAUAUUGGUGAAAUUGUAAACUCUACACCAAUUCCUUUUACGCAAAAGAAAAACGCGAGUACCGGAAGUAAAAAAAACGUAGCAACGUACAGCGACAGCGAUAGCGAAACGGACGAAAAUGAAUCGAUAAAUUGGCGAAACUUUAAUCCAAGGUCGAAGAAAAAUAAGUCCCAAAAUCGUGAGAUUGAUAAUUUCGAAAAAGGUCUCAAGCAAAGACUUAUGCAAUCUUCUCUGAGCAUAGACGACAGUGACACCGACGACAAUAGUACAGCAUCACCCAACAAGUCUUUAAAGUCCUUAAUGUCAAUAAAAAAAGGAAAAUCUACAGAAAACAGGAUUCAAUUCAAAGAGGAAAAAUCACCUCCACCUCAAAUUAACAGCAAUACGGUUUUAUCCCCCAGUAAACCUAGCAAACGUAAACGAAAGAACACGAUGACAGUUGAUGACUCUAUGGAUGAAGAAGCACCAGAAGACUACUCAUCGAAGGAUAUUUUUAAAGGCAAAAAAAUAAAAGUGGAGCCUAAAGGUUCGGACGAAGAGAAAUUGACCUCUAAAACAAAGUCCAUGUACGAAAAUGACAAAAAGUUGGUAAGUUCACCAAAAAAGAGUGCUACUACAAAACAAAGAGCCACGAAAAGUUCUAGCAUAGAGAAUUCAAAAAAUGACAAAAAGAAAAAUAACAAAUCAAUUGAUAAUCACAGUGACCACGAAAAAGAUAAAGUCAAUAAUUCAAGACGGAAGUAUAAAAGAAUUCUUGAUCCAUCUGAAGAUAACUCUACAGACCGCUCUCUUACGAGUCCAAAGAAAAGUAUGGCGUACAGGCAAAAUACAAACACAGUGGAAAACCUAGAUAUCUCAAUGCAGGAAGAAAAAUUGUACCUAAGGAUGAAAAUAAAAGAAGAGCCCUUAUGAAUAUCUUAAUUCACGGCUAGAAAUAUAUUUUUUUUUUGUUAUUUUAAAUAAUUGCAAUAUAUGUACGACAUCUUUUUCGCCAAGGGAACUAUUUGUACAGUUAUACAAAAGAAUCAUUCUCGACACAAACUAUUCAUUACUGCUAUACACUUUCAUCUCUAUUGUUUUCUUCAUUUCUUUUUUUCUUUUCAUUCCCAUCGACGCAUAUACGACAAAUUCAGACUGUAAAAAUAACAUUUUAUACUGAACAGACAUCUUAUUGUGUAGCUUUGUAAGCGCGUAGAUGUAAAAUAUUUUAAUGUUUGUUUUUUUUCCAGAUAUUACAAAUAAUAAACGUUAAUAAAUUCUUAA
Messenger RNA from Cephus cinctus (wheat stem sawfly), 4453 nucleotides. It is a transcript of the gene Polr1F, whose product is annotated as titin homolog. Gene Ontology annotation, cellular component: RNA polymerase I complex. The transcript has 4 exons. NCBI's taxonomy places the organism in Eukaryota, Metazoa, Arthropoda, Insecta, Hymenoptera, Cephidae. The record is from RefSeq and is a predicted model, not a curated record. Gene Ontology annotation, biological process: DNA-templated transcription initiation. The coding region runs from base 50 to 4102 and encodes 1350 amino acids.